Messenger RNA from Monopterus albus (swamp eel), 3995 nucleotides. RefSeq names its product phosphatidylinositol-specific phospholipase C, X domain containing 3 (gene plcxd3). Gene Ontology annotation, biological process: lipid metabolic process. The transcript has 6 exons. Bases 146 to 1114 code for a protein of 322 amino acids. The record is from RefSeq and is a predicted model, not a curated record. Gene Ontology annotation, molecular function: phosphoric diester hydrolase activity. Gene Ontology annotation, cellular component: synapse. Lineage: Eukaryota; Metazoa; Chordata; Actinopteri; Synbranchiformes; Synbranchidae.
GUGAAAGAGAGAGAGAGAGAGGGUGUGUGUGUAUGUGUGUAUAUGUGUGUACGAGCGUGUGUGGAGAGAAAGAGCGAGGGAAAGCGCACUCCAGGUUGGCGCAGGGACCGGUCCGGAAGAACGGAGCGUUGUGCACGGUGGCAGCAUGGCUUCGUCUCACGGGAGAAGCGACCUGCGGUUCGCAGACUGGAUGGCAAGUUUACCACAGAGCAUGCACACAACCCCGCUCACCAACCUGGCGAUUCCCGGUUCCCAUGAUUCCUUCAGUUUUUACAUUGAUGAGGCGUCUCCAGUCGGCCCCGAGCAGCCAGAGACAGUGCAGAACUUUGUUUCUGUUUUUGGCACAGUGGCCAAGAAGCUAAUGAGGAAGUGGUUAGCUACACAGACUAUGAACUUCACAAGCCAACUGGAGGCUGGGAUUCGCUUCUUUGACCUGCGCAUCUCCACCAAGCCCCGCGACCCUGACAACGAGCUGUACUUCGCCCACGGGCUCUUCAGUGCCACGGUCAGAGAAGGUCUAGAGCAGAUCAGUACUUUCCUGUCAGCUCAUGCCAGGGAGGUCGCGUUCCUGGACUUCAACCACUUCUAUGGCGUACAGAACCUGCACCAUGAAAAACUGGUGACCAUGUUGAAAGAUGUGUUUGGAGAGAAACUCUGCCCAGUUGUCUUUGCUCAGGAGGUGACUCUGCAGUAUCUGUGGGAGAAGGAGUAUCAGGUGCUGGUCUUUUACCACCACCCCAUGGCCCUGGAGGUGCCCUUCCUAUGGCCCGGACAGAUGAUGCCUGCUCCAUGGGCCAACACAACUGACCCAGAGAAGUUGGUUCAGUUCCUUCAGGCUUCUGUCACUGACCGCAGGAGGAAGGGGACGUUCUUUGUCUCACAGGUGGUUCUGACACCAAAGGCCAGCACGGUGAUGAAGGGUGUGGCUAGCGGACUGAGAGAGACCAUCACAGAAAGGGCCUUACCCGGCAUGAUGCAGUGGAUCAGAUCACAGAGACCCGGGGAGAGCGGCAUCAACAUUAUCACAGCUGACUUUGUGGAGCUCGGAGAAUUCAUCAGUGCUGUCAUCACCCUCAACUAUCACCUGGAUGAGGAUGACGAUGACGCUACCUGAGAGCCUGCAGGGGGUAUCAGGGAGCACAGUCCCCACCGCUGCUGCCAGUGACUGGGUCUGUGCUCUCAUUUUUUCUCUUUGGCAUUUAUUUCAGGAGGGGAGUUACACCGCUCCUUUCGCUUUAUUUAGGGCUAUAGUGAAUCGAGAGCUCAAAUGGAAAAGAAAGUUGAGAAACAAACGUUGGUGUUUAGUUGGAGAACUAAGCGAAAAAGGUUUUGUUUCCUGUUUUGGGGGCAUCAAGGUGUUUUUUUUUUCAAGAGAGAUGUUAGUUUUCUUUACUUCCUGUGCUGUAAAAAGAACUGCUUUUUCCACAGAUCUAAUGCACUGUUUCUAGGCGUACCGCUUCAUCAAAGGUAGUCCCCUCAGAGCAUAUCAACUUUCUGCUAAAUGUAUUGGUAGGUCAUUCUUAAUAUUCUAGUGACAGUGACAGCUUUUCCAGAGGUUGUUUUAAAUAGGUCUGUGUAACUUAAACCACUCAAAUUCUAGUCAUGUGUAAGUAGCUAGCAGUCAUUUAUCUUGUUUGAAGAAUCUGCCCAACAGAAUAUUUAUUUAUUGUUUUUCCAACAAUAUGCAUCCUGGAUCACAUCACAGUAGGUGUGUCUGAAAACACCUCCAGUAGCUUGAAUGCAGAGUAUACUUAAAAGGUGUUAUUACAAUGUCUUUCUUCAUUACAAAAAAACUGACAUUUUCCAUUUUGAUGUGGAGCAGUAGUCUCAAGGCGUUUUCUCCCUCUUGACUGACCUCAUCUUGCAGCCCAGAGAUUGAUCAGACCUGUGCAGUUUCUGUGUAGCUUGACUAAUGUGUACUUAAUCUUUUGUUCAUCUACACUAAAAAAUAAUGUUCGCAUUGUCAGUGCAUUUAAAAUUUCAAAACAAGCACUGUCUGUCGCUGCUAGGGACAGAAUUACAGAAAAAUCAUUUGUUUAGGAGAGCAAGAAAUGCAAUCGAUGCUACUAGUCAUUUCUAAUAGUUGGGAAUCCAGUGUGACAAAUUUAUUGGAUUUUGUGGUGGGUGCUGAGUCGUGAUAGCCAAGUAUAAAAAUACAGUAUAUCUGGGUACUAGAGUGUGUCCACCAUCUGUGAUUCCUCUGCUGGAUACUUGGCCCCUGUAUGUGCGUCUAUACUUACUGCUGUAGUGCAGUAUAUAUGAGUCAUGAGUUGUUUCACAGUAUUUUGUCGUUUAUAAGCUGAUAAAGUUGCCUAACCCUCGGUUUUAUUUCAAGAAAGAAAAGAACAUCAUAAAUCACAGUCGGGGGUCUUGAUGUGUCAACAGUCAUAAUAAUACAAUAAAUGUUUAGUUAAGAUAUAGCUGUAGCUCUUUGGUGUCCACUUUAUUAGGUGUUUCAUGUAACUGAAUCGCUGAAUUUCUGCUAUAACAAUGGUGCAAUACAUUUAGCACGCUCAUAUUUUCUGUAUGUUUAAGGCAUUUCAUUCUUUACUGUGCAAUGUUAAAUGGAAAAGUACAUUGAAAUGACACCCACAAAGACAAUGGAAAUAAGUUUACUGCAAGGUUUUACACAUUAUGCAUGAAAACAGUCACAGUCUAGUCCACACAGUUCAUGAACAGUGUGGCAUCUUCUGCAGAGAAUGUAAUAUGUAAAGGACAUUGUUGUCUAGUGAUGUAAAGCCACAAACAGGAAACUCAACUCUUAGGAUUUGUGAAUGUGUGUGUCUUGUGAGUAACUGUGCCAUUUCUAAAAGUUUCAUGUGAUUGACUGAGUAUCAGCUAGAAAGUCAUGUUUGUGUCGUAUGCUUCAGUGUGAAAAUGAGUUCAAGUUUUAGAGUUCAAACAGUACUUCUUUGACUUCAGUGUGGUUUCAUGUUAAAAUGUUUUAUAUUGUGGAAAGUUUGUACAUAUUAUAACUGCAAAUAUUGUACUGCCGAAAAAUUGUAAAUUAUUUAAAUUAUUAUGAAGUCACUGACAACAAUUUCUUAACUUAUACCUUAAACAAACUCUCACACUGCUUCUUGUUUUUCACAUUUAUUUAGUGCGUCACCUUUAUGCAUGAACCAAAAACUUCUACAUUACAUGUACUUUUUGUUUUACACCAACAGGUUUCCAUGACGUUUGUGCAUAACCUCUGUUAUUUUCUGAAUAUUGUUCUUAAGAGCAUGGGUGCAUCUCAGCAUCUCAGCAGAAAAUGUUUGUACCCUUUAAGACAAAUCUCUAAAUUCAUUUCUUUUUUAAAUGUUCCACUGCUACUACCCCAUACAGAUUAAUAAUGAACACACGUAAAUGAAAACACACUUGAAAGGCUUGCAAAAUUGUUUUGCAUUUGACCUUUGUGUCUUCCCUAGUCCAAACUGUUGUCAUUGCCUCUAUGUACUGGUGUGAAAACAGUCCCUUGCUAUUGUAAAACUUAAAAAGCCUUCGUUCAAAUGAAGGUGACUCUGUUCUAAGUGGAAAAUGGUUGAUCAAAUAAAGCUUCUAUGCCUAUUAAAUGACUAAAUGAAGUGUCAAUUCCUGACCAGUUUCUGGUUAAUUGAGCGCUAAUCGUUUGUUUGCUCGGUUAGUUGCUUAAUUUAAAAAGUCAUUAUUAAAGCCGUUAUAAUAAAAUUGUAAAUGAAUGCAAUCAACAAAUGACAGUCCUCUAAAUAUAAAGUACAUUUGCAGCUUUUAAGCCAGCAUAGCAGUAUUUUAUUCCCUAUCUGUGCCUAGAAACAUCCUAAAAUCAUCCAGUUUCCAGGGUGAUGAGGAUGGAGGUGGGUGGGCAGCAGCACCCAGGGUGACCUUGCUGGGACUGUGUUUUGUAAUUCAGCAUCUGCCAUUCUGUGCACAGGUGUUGCUCAUGAAGAGAAAGCAGAGAUGGCUUAGAUACUGAAUGGUUCACUGUGUGCGAUUUUGUGUGCAUUUUACUGUAGCUUUGAGGUCUUUACCUGUUA